Molecule: messenger RNA, 1417 nt
Organism: Engraulis encrasicolus (European anchovy)
Lineage: Eukaryota; Metazoa; Chordata; Actinopteri; Clupeiformes; Engraulidae
Product: nuclear receptor subfamily 0 group B member 2-like
Exons: 2
Coding region: 246-1280 (344 amino acids)
Biological process (GO): circadian rhythm; negative regulation of transcription by RNA polymerase II
Cellular component (GO): nucleus; cytoplasm
Molecular function (GO): transcription corepressor activity; transcription factor binding
Source: RefSeq, a predicted model, not a curated record
GGUCAAGGAUGACUUGUCAUCACAGUGUGGACAAUGCGGGUGGCUAUAAAGCCGAGCCAAGUGCACAUCGCAGACAGAAAUACAGACACACAGAGACAGAGAGGAUGAGACUUAGACAAUAUACUGGCAUCUCAGCAGCUGCAUGGUUUACAGUAGCUAGUGUAGUCUGUCAUUAGCUUUAAUAGCACUGUACGGUUCAUUGUUACUUUUUUAUAUCAUUGUUUUCGUGACUAUUUUCUACAAGGAUGCAUCCAUUUCAAGUGGACCUGCAGCACGGACGUCAGUGCCCCGUCUCUGGCCAUAGGCCUCCUCAUCUCUCUCCACCACCUCCCACUAUCCUCUUCAACAUUCUCAGCCAGAAACAGCAUAACAACAACAACGGCAGCAGCAGCCACAACAGGAACUUCUCAACAUCAUCUGAAGACUCCAGACAAAGCUGGUGCCACCACCGCUCACAAAGGCACCGCUUGCAACAACAACAACAGCUGCAACAGCAACUCAGCAACUGCCACUGUGAGCAGCAGCACCUGCAGACGGCGUGCCGCCUGAAGGACCCCGAGGUGGUGUGCCAGGCCGCCUGUACCGUGCUGGUCAAAACCAUCUGCUUCACCACCAGCCUGCCGGCCUUCUGCCAGCUGCCCCAGCGCGACCAGCUGGCCUUGCUUCAUAACGCCUGGGUGCCCCUCUUCAUUUUGGGGCUCGCUCAGGAGCACACAGAGUUCGAGGUGACCGAGACACGGCCGUCGCCACCAUCGUCGGCCAACAGCAUCCUGAAACGAAUUCUGCUGAGCAAUGACGACGGCACAGAGCGAGGACAAGGGGGAACAGGAGGAGGGCUGGAGCGGGAGACGUCGAUUCCAACGCUGGCCAAGGUUCACAGGCUUAAAGCCUCCAUUCAGAGACUCAGGAGCCUGGAUUUGAGUCCGAAAGAGUAUGCUUACAUCAAGGGGGCUCUGCUCUUCAAUCCAGAUGUUCCUGGACUUCAAGUCCCAGAGUUCAUAGAGGGCCUGCAGCAGGAAGCGCACAGGGUUCUUCAGGAGGUGGUGGUGACCCUUCACCCCCAGGACCAGGGCAGGCUGACGCGGAUCCUCCUGACCGCCUCCUUCCUGCAGACCAUUCCUCAAAGCCUUAUCAGCGAACUCUUUUUCAGGCCAGUGGUGGGUCAGGCUGACCUGUUCCAGCUGAUGACGGACAUACUACUCUCACCUGGUGCAGUUCCCAGAGACUCAGUAGCUGCUGCAAAUGAGAGCAAAUGGGCAAAGCAGCACUGUCAAAGAUGAGCUGGUGCAAUAGUUGAGAGGUGAUGAGAAUUGUGGACAAUUGUGUGAAUGCGUUCCUGUGUGUGAAUGAGAUAUUGUUACUUAAGUUUUUUUUUACAACAGAUAUUUUUCAUAAAAACAAAUAAAGCCAAACAAAU